Molecule: messenger RNA, 1141 nt
Organism: Zychaea mexicana
Lineage: Eukaryota; Fungi; Mucoromycota; Mucoromycetes; Mucorales; Lichtheimiaceae
Exons: 4
Coding region: 168-875 (235 amino acids)
Source: RefSeq, a predicted model, not a curated record
GAUUUCAGGUUGUGUGGUAUCAUAAUCUGUCGUCGUAACGUAUGCAUGCACGUACUUCUAGGGAAUAGGAUCAGCCAAUCACAUUUGCUAAUUUACCUUUCUCGCUUAUAGCGUAGCGCUUGCAUGUUUCAAAAGCCACUCUUAACCUUUUUUUUUCUACACACUUUAUGCAAACCGACAUGAACGAUCGGACGUGCCCAAAGUGCUCGUCAGCACUACAAACUUUUUCCAUCAACUUUAACUGUAAAGUAAUAAUGUGCCAGAAUGUAAAGUGUCCAUACCCGUUUGAUCAGCCUUCAGCAGAAAGUCUCCUAGAGAAGGAUGUCUCUAUACCCCGGAUCAAAAAGUACAGCAAAGAAAAAGAUGGACGAUCGCCAACCUUGGCGCCCAAUACUGCGCCAGGUGCGUUUCCUUUGGAAGAUACCAUUGAGAACUUAUUGUUGAACGCGCGUAUGCAGGGACAUCUUGGAAACCUUUCUACCGAGCCAUCUCAAGUUGACGUUCAUCCUCAUGGCAAUGCUAUUGCCUCAACGGAUAAAGAUAAAGCACCUGUCAUAACCUCUACUUGUCCUACUCCAGCAAAGGAAACCAAUUAUUCGCUACAAGAAAUCGAAAAUUUAUUACAACAAGAUAUGGAUUCUACAAGUGUACAAGAUGACCUGGAGCACUUCUUUACUACAAGUCAUGACAGUGAGACACCCGAGGGCAGCGAAGAUGGUGCAUCCACUCCAAAAUAUCAGCAACAGCCCGAUGUCACUACGCCCUUGAAUGAUCAAUCGGGUCUGUUCAAAGGGCUGGAUGAUAUAUUGGGCGAUGCGUGGAGCAAGAAUUGCGAUCCUUUCAGCACAGAAUUGGAUUCAUUGUUGGGCAUAUAAUCCGAAAGAAUCUACGUAUACCUUUUUUAUUUUUUUCUUUUCAUCCACCUCGUCUUUUAUUUCGGAACAAACAAUAUAACAUUGCUGCACUCCUUUCCCUAGUCCUGCAUAUCUGUACAAAGUCACUUCAUCCACAAUUGUAUACAUUAUAUAUAAACACAUAUUCACCCCUCCCCCCCUGUUUUUAACUUUGAAAACGAUAGAGCAAUGGCUUGGUUCAGAGAAUUUGGUUCUUCUGGUGAUCAAUGCACGCGUAACAAGCGACG